Messenger RNA from Coprinopsis cinerea okayama7#130, 2829 nucleotides. RefSeq lists its product as hypothetical. The transcript is spliced from 10 exons. Bases 1 to 2829 code for a protein of 942 amino acids. NCBI's taxonomy places the organism in Eukaryota, Fungi, Basidiomycota, Agaricomycetes, Agaricales, Psathyrellaceae. The record is from RefSeq and is a predicted model, not a curated record.
AUGUUCUCCCUACCGAAUCGCCCUGACUGUCUUCCUCGGAUCGAAAAGGUCAACGCCCAUCCCUUGGUGUCUGGGAAGUCCGGACCCGUGUACAUCGUCCAUGGAACUAGCAAUCGGGACAAGUGCAAGACACUUCUGCAAUCGUUACGCUCUGUCAAGAUUCCCAAGUCAUCGAACGAAGCCAGGAAAAACGGUUGGCUAAUUCUGGACCCCGACGACGAUCCAAGAGUCAUAUGGACAGACGACGACCGUGGGGCUCCGGACUGUAUGAAGCUAUGGUUUCUUUCCAAAAAGGAUUGUACUCCAGAAGAAGUUCAGGGAGCUGAACAGCUGGUGCAAGAGAUUGUUGGCGACGUCGACGAGAACGGAUUAACGCAGUAUGAGCGGGAUCCCCGAUGCUCGUCCUCGGGGAAAGGGGGUCGGUGUUAUAGCCUUUCCACGACACACCAGGACAACAAGGAUAUAGAGGCUCCCUUCAAGGGAAGGAAGUGUUUCGGACGGCCCUUAGACGGUCAUGAUAAGAUUACGAAGAAAUUGUUGGAGUUCACUAGCUACCGCAGUAUGCAAUGCCUCGAAAAGGGGCCGGCGGCGUUCGUCAACAACAUAAAAUCCAGGUCCGAAAUGGUGAACCUGCCCAGGAUUGGUCAUGAGAGCAAUACCGCCUUCCCCGCCUUUCAACUCAACAUUGCGACCGCCGAAAUGCCCGGUCAAACAAAUGAAACGGGUGGACUACGCGAAUUGGGAACUGCAGGAGAAGUACAUGGCGAUAUCAAGGAUUGUGUCGGAGGGAUAUCAGCGAUCACCUGCUACUCCGAGGACAGACAGGACGUCGAAGAAGAUGUGUUGUACUUCCUCGAGCUAGGGGUGGGGUUCAUCCUUCGCCGCCUCGUCACAGCUUGUUUUUCGGGGAUGAACCUUCAUCGAGGCUCUGCAGUGCAGUUCAAGCAGAGUGCCGGCAACCACCCUCGCCGACACUUUCGUAUCGUUGCCGUCGGCUACCCCCCUAUGCACCACUUAGAAGCUUCCAGUUCAUCCGCCUUGGCUAUGGUCCCUUCCACCAAACGCGAAGGCGGCGGCGAAGAGCAUCCCAAAGGGUCCAAGCAUGUUACGACGGAGGUUCUCAAGCUUUUUAAAGAGAUGAAGCAGUUCAGGAUCCCUGACUUCCCUGCAUACCGCCCCGAGGCCCAGGCCACCUACCUGUCGCAAUCCCGUGCCAUAUCCACCGCAAUGUCCUACGGUAACCAUGCAUCCCGAAGCAUUGUCACCCUCGUAUCCUAUCUCAUUUCACAAGUCGACCCCUCUUUGCAAAUGCGCUUCGACAGAGACCGUCUGCUGAGCUCGUUCAGCUGGGUAGUCCCUAAUGAGGAGAUGGGCGAGGCCGGUGGUUACGUUAGAGUGUGUGCGGACCCUUGGACAACGGGCCCUGGUUGGACCGGCGAUGACGUUCGAAUUGGAAAGAAAUACGAGGAUACGUUCGACGCCAUGUCAUACGAAGAACUAGUGCUAAAACGGAACACCGAUGCUGGGGGAACUGUGCCGUACGGUAACCAGACCGCAGCUGCCGUCGACAGUGCUUGGAAUCGCCAGUUGGACGACAUGACCCCGACUUUCCCAGUGUGCGUGCUUUCAGGGGAGACGGAAGGCCAAGGUAGAGGCGCAGCGCAACGCCGAAAAGGUACAAUCAGACGGCUCACCAACUUUAUGCGACAAGUGGAUGCAGUUGUCGAACAGGACGAGCCUGAAGGACAACAACUCGAAGGUACACCAGAACAAGACGAUCGUGUCGCGCUACGAUCCUCGACACGAAUUCGGGUUGCACCUCACACGCAAGAUACCAUCGUUACGCGUUCACCGUUGACCAAGAGAAAGCGCGAACCAUCGCGCGGUAAAGCUCCGAGGAAGAAGGGCAGGUCGGACGUUGCGUGUAGCAGUGACAGGGACGAAAGGGAAGGAGAAGGUACUGGCGACGAAGACGAAGUGACUCAAUUCGAAGGUCUCCUGUCUACGUUUACUCUGGAUAGCCUACAGAGACACCGUGUCGAAGCUAUGGACAUUGUCGAACACCUCCAUUCCACUCCCCCCAACAUUUCCAGCAACAUGUUCGAUGACUUACCUGGAAAGGUCACGGAACUGUGUGGCACAGGCCGAGUCCAUGAACUGUGGGGAAUGUCAGCUGCCCUCGAGAAGCGACACUCAGCGUCAGUACUAGACCUUGUCGAGGAGCGAUCCAACAUCAUGGCAAUCAACAUGCUGGCAUGGGAGUGGCUGGACGGUUCCUUAGAGAAUGGGUUGAAGGUUCGAGGGUCUGCUAACAACACACAUUGGACGGCGCAACUCUUUCGAGCGAUAGAAAACAUUCACCUUACCCCCGACAUGCCCAAGACGUUGAAAGCUACAAUAUGCUUCCCGACCAUGGUCGACGCUCCAGAUUUCGUCCAUCAGCCUUUGUUGCGCCGACGAUACUCACCCAUGACCCGGGAAAAGCUCAAGGACAAAGCGGCCGACAUUGUGAGGACGUGGUUCUCGUACCCCAAGAACGAAUACCAUCGCGUGGCUGCACAAUUCACCCGGAAACUUGUCGACGCUAGUGGGCCUUUCGUUCUGCUUUACCCACCAGUUUGGGAUGCAUACACCAACCUUCGCAGAGGGAUGGCUAUUUCUUCUCGAGCCACGGUCGGAGAAGUCGAGCGUUGGGCGAGGGAAGAACUACGACGGGCCUCAUUUACUCGAAAAGGGUCUGCAGAGCGCAAGCUACUUCGAUUCGUUUGUUCUCUGUACGGACAAGCCAGCCCCCUUCUCGAUGAAUCUUCUCUGGACGUAGUUCUCUAG